Messenger RNA from Tarenaya hassleriana, 2247 nucleotides. RefSeq names its product serine hydroxymethyltransferase 7-like. The record is from RefSeq and is a predicted model, not a curated record. Gene Ontology annotation, molecular function: glycine hydroxymethyltransferase activity; cobalt ion binding; serine binding. The transcript has 4 exons. Gene Ontology annotation, biological process: L-serine catabolic process; folic acid metabolic process; tetrahydrofolate interconversion. Gene Ontology annotation, cellular component: cytoplasm. Bases 258 to 2012 code for a protein of 584 amino acids. NCBI's taxonomy places the organism in Eukaryota, Viridiplantae, Streptophyta, Magnoliopsida, Brassicales, Cleomaceae.
UUCGUUAUUUGUUCGCUCGCUUCCACCAUUUUUUUUCUCAUCGUCCAAACGGAAGCGAGAAAAUUUACAGUUAAAAUCAGGUUUCGAGAGAUUUGAAUGGGAAUUUCUUUUACAUCUUCCUCAUCAAAUCCCAAAUUUUUGUACUGUCGUUGUAGCUGUUGUACCAUUUGUUACAGCCAUUGUUGUCGCUUCUGCUUCUAACUAAACAUCAUCUUCUGAAAUCCCUAAUUUUUUCCCCUUUUGUGUCGGAAACUUGUAUGGAUUUGAGUCGUGCUCAGCCUGAUUUAUCUCGUGGAUUUCGUUGCGCCCACGAAUCAAUGGCCCCAAAAACCCCAAUCACAGACGAUUCUAUUAAUCUGCAAGUUGAUCCGAGUUUUCGCGCGUCGCCGACACCCAUACGUCCUGUUCCAUUGGAGUUUCUGGAGCAGACGGUUGAGAAGAUUGGCGGAGGAGGGGAAAAGGAAGAAGAAGAUCAAAAGGAUGAGCUUCAUUUCAGAAUAUUAGGGCACCCUCUGUGUCUGAAAAGGCAGAGAGAUUGUCCAACUUUGUCGCAGUCAAAACCUCCGAAGAGAAUCAUGGCCGAAAGCGAUCUGGAGUCAAGGAGAGCAGCUGUUAGGUCAUGGGGCAAUCAGCCUCUUCAUGUAGCGGAUCCAGAGAUACACGAGAUCAUGGAGAAAGAGAAACAAAGGCAAUUCAAAGGGAUUGAGCUGAUUGCUUCUGAGAAUUUCGUGUGCCGAGCGGUGAUGGAAGCUUUGGGAAGUCACUUGACGAACAAGUACUCCGAAGGAAUGCCCGGGGCGAGAUAUUACACGGGCAAUCAAUACAUCGACCAGAUUGAGACCCUGUGUAUCGAACGUGCCCUUGUCGCCUUUGGUCUUGAACCUGACAAAUGGGGUGUCAAUGUUCAGCCAUACUCGUGUACUUCUGCGAAUUUCGCAGUGUACACUGGACUUUUGUUGCCCGGUGAUCGGAUUAUGGGAUUGGAUUCUCCCUCCGGUGGGCAUAUGAGUCACGGGUAUUACACGCCUGGUGGGAAGAAGGUUUCUGCUGCAUCAAUAUUCUUUGAGAAUUUUUCUUACAAGGUGAAUCCUCGUAGUGGGUAUAUUGAUUACGAUAAGCUUGAGGAAAAGGCUCUUGAUUACCGCCCUAAGAUUCUUAUAUGUGGAGGGAGUUCAUACCCAAGGGACUGGGAUUUCGCAAGGAUUAGAAAGAUUGCAGACAAGUGUGGAGCUGUUUUGAUGUGUGAUAUGGCUCAUAUAAGCGGCCUCGUUGCCACUAAGGAAUGUUCAAAUCCAUUUGAUCACUGUGACAUAGUUACAUCCACUACCCACAAAGGUCUGCGUGGACCCAGAGGAGGUAUCAUUUUCUAUCGGAGAGGCUCAAAGAUAAGAAAGUCGGGUCUUCAUUCCGGUCAUUGUGACAGUUCUUUACACUAUGAUUUCGAGGAAAAGAUAACAUUUGCAGUGUUCCCAUCAUUACAAGGGGGUCCUCACAAUAACCACAUUGCUGCUCUUGCCAUUGCCUUGAAACAAGUGGCGACUCCAGUGUACAAAACUUACAUACAACAGGUGAAGAGAAACGCUCAAUCUUUGGCCUCGGCUUUGCAGAGAAGAAAAUGCAGGUUGGUUACCGGUGGCACUGAUAACCAUUUGUUGCUGUGGGAUUUGACCCCCUUAGGGUUGACAGGGAAGGUCUACGAGAAGGUCUGUGAGAUGUGCCAUAUUACCUUAAACAAGACUGCUAUAUAUGGCGACAACGGCUCCAUAUCACCAGGAGGUGUCAGGAUCGGGACACCGGCCAUGACAACCCGCGGUUGUAUAGAGUCGGAUUUUGAGACAAUAGCCGAUUUUCUCAUCAGGGCAGCUCAGAUAACGAGUGGUUUGCAGAGAGAGUUGGGGAAACCUCAUAAAGAGUUCGUUAAGAAUCUCUGCAACAACAAAGACAUAACUGAACUCAGGAACAAGGUUGAAGCCUUUGCUUCACGGUUUGAGAUGCCUGCUUUCGAGAUCUGAAAAUAGAUGAGGACCAUCCUCCACAGCCAUUCUAUUGUCGGCAGAAAGCCACGUUUUGAAUUCUUUCCACUAAAUCUCACUCAAAUCUCUCCCUGUAAUUGGGGUAUUUUAUUAUACAGUUUGGUCCUGUAAAUAGAUAUCUUGGAUUUCAUUUUUCACACUUUCUUCUGUUAGUGUAUACCCAUUUUGACAUAUGUGAGAUAUUAACAAUUUAAUUAUAACAAAGUUACCUUCC